Molecule: messenger RNA, 1401 nt
Organism: Merops nubicus (carmine bee-eater)
Lineage: Eukaryota; Metazoa; Chordata; Aves; Coraciiformes; Meropidae
Product: lipopolysaccharide-responsive and beige-like anchor protein
Exons: 11
Biological process (GO): intracellular protein localization
Cellular component (GO): cytosol; membrane
Molecular function (GO): protein kinase binding
Source: RefSeq, a predicted model, not a curated record
GCGUUAGAAAGCGAGUUUGUUUCCUGCCAGCUUCACCAGUGGAUUGAUCUGAUUUUUGGCUACAAGCAGCAGGGCCCAGAGGCUGUGAGGGCCCUGAAUGUGUUCUACUACCUGACUUACGAAGGAGCUGUGAAUCUGAGUUCCAUAACGGAUCCCGUGUUGAGAGAGGCUGUUGAAGCUCAAAUCCGAAGCUUUGGACAGACCCCUUCCCAACUGCUCAUAGAACCACAUCCUCCAAGAAGUUCUGCCAUGCAGGUGUAUCUCCUCCUGCAGAGCCCCUUGAUGUUCACAGACCAAGCUCAACAGGACGUUAUCAUGGUUCUAAAGUUCCCAUCCAACUCCCCUGUCACCCACGUAGCAGCCAACACCCAGCCUGGCCUGGCCACUCCUGCUGUGAUCACAGUUACUGCCAACAGGCUCUUUGCUGUGAACAAGUGGCACAACCUUCCUGCUCAUCAAGGUGCUGUACAAGACCAGCCUUACCAGCUGCCAGUGGAAAUCGAUCCUCUCAUAGCCAGCAAUACAGGGAUGCACAGGAGGCAAAUCACUGACCUUUUAGACCAAAGCAUCCAGGUCCAUUCCCAGUGCUUUGUCAUCACCUCUGAUAAUCGUCACAUCUUGGUCUGUGGCUUCUGGGACAAGAGUUUCCGAGUUUAUUCCACUGACUCAGGUAAACUGAUGCAAGUGGUGUUUGGACACUGGGAUGUUGUAACCUGUCUGGCUCGUUCUGAGUCCUAUAUUGGAGGGAAUUGUUACAUUCUCUCAGGAUCCCGGGAUGCAACGUUGCUGCUUUGGUACUGGAAUGGCAAAACCAACAUCAUUGGUGAUAACCCAAGAGCCAGUGAUUUUGCAACCCCUCGAGCUGUUUUGACAGGACAUGACUAUGAGAUCACCUGUGCCACCAUUUGUGCUGAGCUUGGCCUGGUAAUAAGUGGUUCCAAAGAAGGACCAUGUCUCAUACAUUCUAUGAAUGGAGAUCUCCUGAGGACUUUGGAAGGUCCAGAAACGUUAACGGGUCCCGAGAACUGCCUGAGACCAAAACUCAUCCAAGCCUCCAGAGAAGGGCACUGUGUCAUAUAUUAUGAAAACGGCCUCUUCUGUGUCUUCAGUGUGAAUGGCAGACUUCAAGCCACUAUGGAAACAGACGACAAGAUCAGGGCCAUCCAGCUGAGCAGGGAUGGGCAGUACCUGCUCACGGGGGGAGACAGUGGAGUGCUGAUGGUGUGGCAGCUGUGGGACCUGAAGCAGCUCUUUGCCUACCCAGGCUGUGACGCCGGGAUCCGCUCCAUGGCCCUCUCCUACGACCAAAGGUGUAUCAUGACUGGCAUGGCCUCUGGGAGCAUAGUGGUCUUCUACAAUGACUUCAAUCGUUGGCACCACGAGUACCAAACCAGAUACUGA